AUGUCUUCUUCUUUAGAAAACCUUGAAACCCAACUUGAAAUGUUCAUUGAGAAUGUAAGACAGAUUCGAAUUAUUGUUAGUGAUUUCCAGCCACAGGGACAGAGUGUACUCAAUCAAAAGAUUCAAUCUCUAGUCACUGGGCUUCAAGAAGUAGACAAAUUGAAAUCUCAGGUUCAUGACAUCCAUGUACCAACAGAGGUGUUUGAUUAUAUUGAUCAAGGCCGCAAUCCUCAACUAUACACAAAAGACUGCAUUGAUAAGGCAUUAGCCAAAAAUGAAGAAGUCAAGGGAAAGAUAGACUCCUACAAGCGUUUCAAGAGUCAUCUUCUUUCCGAACUGUCAAAAACAUUCCCCAAUGAGAUAUCCAAAUAUAAAGCAAUUAGGGGAGGUGAAUAG
Arctia plantaginis is the source of this 396-nucleotide messenger RNA. The record is from the annotation of a GenBank genome assembly. Lineage: Eukaryota; Metazoa; Arthropoda; Insecta; Lepidoptera; Erebidae.